Messenger RNA from Caenorhabditis briggsae, 4230 nucleotides. The record is from RefSeq and is a predicted model, not a curated record. The coding region runs from base 1 to 4230 and encodes 1409 amino acids. The transcript has 32 exons. Lineage: Eukaryota; Metazoa; Nematoda; Chromadorea; Rhabditida; Rhabditidae.
AUGACAACAAAGAAUACGCUUUUUCAGUUUCAGAAUAAACCCAUUAGUCUGGAAGAUUUGGAGGCGUUGUAUGCCAAUGGAUCUGUCACUCCAGAUGACAGUAUUUCAAUCACUGAACGUACACGUUCAGUCACCUAUGAAAUCAGUUUUCUGAUAUAUCUGUACGGAGAAGAACAUCCAUUUCGACGAAUUCCAAGACCAGAAAUUUCAAAAAAUGUGGGCGGAGCCUUCGGCGAGUUGGGAACUUUUACAGAAAUUUCAAUUCCUUUCGAGACAAUUCCAUUGCUCAGCUCUUAUCAUGGAAUCAAUAAGAAGAAAUUGGAAGUUGAAGAUAUCCAACUUCUCAAGAAUUUGUUCGAAAAGUUGAAAGACUGCAAAGUGUGCAAUCAUGCUAUUCUCACGAAGAGUUUCCGCAAAUCACUCGGACACAUUUUUUCUGAAGAACAUUUAUCAAAAUUAAGAGGAAUUUCCAAUAGAGAAAUCAAUUUUUACAUCAAUACUUUCGGUUUGGAAUCGAUGAUUCGAGAACAGAAAAUUGGAAAUUGGCAACAGGUUUUGGCAUUGAAAAAUUUGUCACUGGUCGAUUUUGAUAUACAAUCGGAAAUAGUACCAGUCGCUCUUCGAGAAUCAAAAAUCUCAACUCUCCAUCAAAUUUUCAAUUCUUUGGAUUCCAAAAUUUGGUCCACAAGAAUUCCACCAAUUUCCAAACUUCCGGAUACUGUAGUUUGUGUCGCUUGCUCAAAACUUCCAAAUAUUUUUAAGCUGAGUAAUGUGGAAAUCACCGCCCAUCUGUUUUCAGACUCUCAUUUAUUCUAUCUCAUCCAAUUUGGUUUCACCCAAAAAGACUACGAUUGGUGGGAGCAAUUUUUGAAGAACUUGGCUGAAUUUACAGUAAUCCAAAAAAAAGAUACAACGACUGAGAACGGUCAAAGAGAUGCGGAAGAACUUCCCGAAUCAUCUGAAGUCUCUUCUGGACCAAUCGCAAUUCCAAAAGUUAUCAAGGCAUCUGGAAAAGGGAGUUGGCAAUUUCAGGAUUAUCCACUAUUUCAUCCGAACAAUCAGCCAGAUAAUAAUUCAAUCACUGGUCAAGAAUUGAUUCAUGAAAUGGAAAAAUUGAAGAAAAUGAUAACUCUUGAACCGAUGCCUGAAGAAUAUAAGGAAUACUUCUUUUUUGUCAAUGCCAGAUUUCCAAAAAUGGGAUUAAGGGACCGAGCGGCCUUCUGUCGUUUCUGUGACCAUAUACCGCUGUCGCCAAUGGCAUUUUUUGUUCAUCUGUUCAGUGAUGAGCAUAUCUCGAAUUUAUCGAAAUUCAAAAUCUCCAAAUCUUCUUUCGAGUUCUGGGCCAACCAUUUGAAUCAUUGCCGGCGAAUCGCAGCAUUUCGAAAAUCCCAUGAAAUGAGUUAUCUUCCAUUGUUCGAUGGAGAUAUUUGGGAUUCGGAUAAGAGUCGAUUGGAGAAAGAGGAAAUUCAAAGUCUCGUUGAAUCCUUUUCCAACAUUUCGGAGGAUGAUUUCAUCAAUGAGAAGGUUUACGUAUCGGUGAUCUUUAGAAAUCCCAAGUUUAAGGAUUACUGCCAAGCUUGCAACACUCAAAUGCCACUACGAAUCUAUCAUUACGCGAAGCAUCUAUACUCCGAAGAACAUUUAUCCAAUAUUCGUGAAGUUUCACAAAGAGACAUUGACUUUUGGAUGCACGCCUUCAGAAUUCCCGCUUUUGAGUUCAUGGAUCCAUCGUUAGAUGAGACGAUAAUAUACAAACCAAUUUUCGACGAGAUCCCUUUGUUGGAAACAUAUGGAGGACCAAAGAAGCUGAACUAUUCGGUGAUCGAGCAACUCGUGAAAUUGGCGGAAAACUUGAAAGCGGGAAGAGGAAACGAGUAUUUGUCGAAUUUCUAUGACAUGUUUGCGAUUCCACGCCGAUGCAACACUUGUGGUAUAGAGUUUCCGAAUCUUUUCAACAAUCGAAAAAACAUCUUCCCAGUUACGAAGCACAUUCUCUCGGAACGUCAUCUAAAAAAACUUUUCGGAGUUCCACAGGCUCAUGUCAAUUUUUGGAUCAAUUUUUUGCAUCUUGAAGUUAACGAGAAAAAGAUAAGACCAGUUGAUAAAGUUAGAAUUUUGUCUAGGAAAAAUACCUGUCCAAUUCCAUUGAUUGAUUUCAAGUUGGAGUCGGAUUUUAUGGAACAAAACGAACGACUUCCGAAAAUCGAUUGGCUUUACGGGAUUUUUGAAAAAAUCAAAGAGGACGAGUUGAAAAAUGAGCCUAUUAAGUUGGGGAAUACAGGAAAAGAGUUAGUGGCACAGGAAGUCAUUUGUUAUGCUUGUGAACGAGCGAAAGAAAGUUUCGAGAAUAAUUUUCAACUAGUGACACAUAUUUUUUCAAGACGACAUGUUAAUUAUCUCCUCAAAUUUGGUUUUUCUGAAAAAGCAUUCAUAUGGUGGAAGAACACUCUAGAAUCGCUCGUCAAUCCCGAAGAUCUUAAAAUUCUGGAAAUUUCGGGACCAAUCGAGGAGAAGCCUCAAUCCAUCCAAAAUGAAGAAGCGAUGUCAGAAGCUUUAGAGAAAUUGAAGAACUGUGACAUUCCAAGGAUACCAUUAUUGGACAAACCAGAAGACGGAGUUGAGAUGAGCCAUUCCACUAGAAAUCCUCUCUGGAUUCUUGGUGCACGCAUAAGAGAGCGUUGUACCGAGCGGCAAAUAUUGAGAGCGCAGAGCAUGAUAUUCUAUGAAAUUCGUUGCACAUUUUGCGAUGAAAAUUUUCAAGCAAUUAAACUCGGAAACCUAUUAUAUACAUUUUGGCACAUUGCUUCUCGUGGGCAUUGGGAGAAGAUGAACUACAUGGCGCCAACAUCAGAGCUACAGUACUGGAAAACCUGGGCAAACUGUAUUAUUCAAGAUACAAUUGUAGAAAACAUCCCAAAGGUGCCAAUGUUGGAUCGUCCUGAUUCUCAGCCAAACGAGGCUGUGCUUUGGACCUGUUCCUACUGUAGUGAUUUGAAAUUGUUUGUCUAUUUUGGUACAAAGUUAGAGGCUUGGGAUCAUAUCACAUCUGAUGAGCAUAAGGAAAAGAUGGUUAAUAAGUGCACCGAGGCUGAACUAGAAUAUUGGAAGGAAUGGAUCACAAAUCUGGAGAUCAUGUCAAUGAAAUAUGAGAAAAAAGAUUACGAUAUUUGCCAACGCCUUCACGGAGACAUUUAUGAUAGGCAGCGAAAUUCUCCACGAGUCCCGCUUAUCGACCUACCACAGCCAUUUGACACUAAAAUAUCGAGAGACCGCUUCAAACUAGUAUACAAUGGAAAUCGCGAGCUUUUGAGCAUUCUAAAACCGUGUGAAAUCACUGAAAAGCAUGUCGAUGUAACAUGUCAUCACUGUCCAGGAUCACCGAAAUUCGCCACUGUUUGGGAGACGAUGCAACACGUGUUCAAUGAAAUUCAUGCUCAGAAUAUCAAUUACAUUGGAACAUCGAAGGAUUUUUUUCACUAUAAGCUACUACUGAAACGAGUUCUGGUCAAACAGCCAUUGCCAGAGCCUCGUGAACAAACAUCAAUACCAAAACCAACAUCGAAGGAACUCUGCUACAAACUGGAAAUGUGUGUACUUCCACUUUUCCCCUCCCCUCUAUUCAGAGAAACUGGCAAGUACUGUCGCGGACCAACGAAUCGACAAAUCCUUUUCAUUCAAAGUUUGAGAGUCAGAGAAGAUGUCAAGUUUUUCGAGAAACCUAUGAAGUGCUUACUGUGUCAACUGGAUAUGUCGAACUUCUCAAUUUUAGAUGUUGCACGUCACGCAUUUUCAAUCAAACAUCUUGAAAAAGCUCUGAGUCGUUGCAACAUGUUUUUCGUUGAGGAAUUCGAGUGGUGGAUGGAAAAACUGAAGACGUCGUCGAAUUUGAUACCUUCUGAACCAUCAGAAUCUGCAGAAUACUACGUCGGUGGAUUAAAAACAAUUAUUGGGAACAGAUAUAUUCCAGUUUUCGAAAAACUCACCGAGAAAGAAUUGAAUUUGAUUUCAAAUGUGGAUGAGCAGAAGGUUCGAGAAAAUGAGGAAGUUUUGUUGAGACGGUUCGGCGGAUGCAUCUACUGUGACUUAUGGAUUCCGACACCAACUGAUAUCUUCCCUCAUUUCUUUUCUGAGCAACAUUUUGAGAAGGUCCGUGAGCAUCAUCCAGUGAAGCAGUUUGAUGUGGACGAUGUGAUGAGUCUUGUGAAAUUGUGCCAGAAAUCGGAUUGUUGA